AUGAGUCAAUCUAUUGACCUGGCGAGCGGUCAUCCCUCACCAGCCCUCAUUCCUAUCCAAAAUAUUCAAAAGGCAGCGAAAAAUGCAUUGUCAAACCCUGCCAUAUGGCAACAAGGCAUAAACUACGGUCCGGAUGCCGGCUAUAUGCCCCUUCGACAAAAUCUUUCCCGAUGGCUUGCCAGUUUUUAUGCCUCUGAUCGUGGUGGGAAGAUCGAAAAGCCAGAUGUUGAAAGGAUUUGUGUCACUGGCGGCGCCAGCCAGAAUCUAGCCAGCAUACUGCAGGUGUACACGGACCCUGUGCAAACAAAAAGGAUUUUUGUUGUUGAGCCGGCUUACUUUUUGUCCUUUCGGGUCUUUGAAGACGCUGGAUUUGGGGGCAGACUCAAAGGGAUUCCAGAAGAUAAAGAGGGAAUCAAUCUAGGAGUUUUGGAAGAUGCGCUGAAACAGGAAGUAAACAUACCCUUGCAUGAAGGGAAAAGUCCAAAGUUACAUGCAUUCAAGCAACAAAAACCUUACAGAAAACUGUAUACCCAUGUGAUUUAUUGUGUACCGACAUUCUCCAACCCAUCAGGCAGAAUAAUGAGCCUUCCUCGACGCCAGGAGCUCGUCCGUCUCGCCCGCAAGUACGACGCCCUCUUGAUCGCAGACGAUGUCUACGACUUUGUCUACUGGAAAUCAGAUGCUAGUGUUUCUGCAAAUGUGUCUUUACCGCAUUCCCCUCUGUCUUCAUCGCUCUCCGUCUCGUCAUCAUCAUCAUCUUCUCCUUCUUAUUAUUCUUCAUCCAUAUCGGGCUCGCCUGCUGAGUUCGCAUCCCUCAUGCCACGUCUCGUCGACAUUGACGCGACUUUAGACGGUGGGCCAAUUGAUAACUUCGGCAACUGCAUCAGCAACGGCAGUUUCAGCAAGAUCGUUGGGCCUGGAUGUCGAGUCGGAUGGGCUGAAGGAACUCCCGCGUUCAUUUACGGACUCUCACAAGUAGGAUCCACGCGUUCUGGCGGUGCCCCCUCUCAGCUAGUCUCCACGUUUAUCAGCGACAUGCUCCAAAAUGGAUCAAUCACUGAGCAUAUCCACAACACUCUGGCACCAGCAUACGCAAGACGGUUUUCCAAACUUACGUCGGCAAUUAAGCAAUACCUCGCCCCGAUUGGCGUGACUCUUCCCUCUCUGACCACCGCUGACGAGAGUGACGACCUGUCAAAUGGUGGAUUCUUCAUCUGGCUCCAAUUGCCUUCGCCUCUAAGAGGCAAGGAAGUAGCAGCAGCGGCGUCACUGCAUGGACUCAUUCUGGGUGAAGGGACUUCUUCGGCUCUGCCAGAUGGAAAUGAUCGAUAUGCCGAGUACGAAGAUAUGCUACGGCUAUGUUUUGCCUGCGUAGAUGAAUAUUUGUUGACUGAGGCUAUGAUCAUUUUGCGUCGAGUCGUACUAGAGUGUCUUGCAUCCCACGCUGAGUGA
Messenger RNA from Talaromyces rugulosus, 1452 nucleotides. RefSeq lists its product as uncharacterized. Gene Ontology annotation, biological process: biosynthetic process. Bases 1 to 1452 code for a protein of 483 amino acids. The transcript is spliced from 3 exons. The record is from RefSeq and is a predicted model, not a curated record. NCBI's taxonomy places the organism in Eukaryota, Fungi, Ascomycota, Eurotiomycetes, Eurotiales, Trichocomaceae. Gene Ontology annotation, molecular function: L-2-aminoadipate:2-oxoglutarate transaminase activity; pyridoxal phosphate binding.